GCGGACACGACAUACCGGAGAGGACGAGGGUGACGGGGCCCCCCGACGAGGAAGAGCGGCCGAGACCGUCACCCUCGUUGUUCACCCGCAGUGAGGGGCGGGGCGGGAGCUCCAAACCGCCCCCGGGGCCCUCGUUUCCCCCCCCCGGUGUCCGGCGCCGGUGUCUGCCCCCCCCCCGCGCCUCGUGCUUUUUGAUCCGUCCUGGUCGGGCGCCCCAGCGGCGCCGGGGGCGUGGCCUGGGCGGGUGGGCGUGGCCAGCGAGGCUAUAAGAGGCGGCGCCGCGGCGGCGGGGCUCCCCCCUCCGUGCAGUCAGCGGUGGCGAGCGCAGGCAGCGGCGGCACCGGCAGUGACCAUGGAGGCGGACACUGAAUCCUCCCCCCGCGACCUGGAGCUGUCGGCACUGGAAGCGGAGAAGGAGCCGAUGGCGGCGGCCGGGGAGGACCCGGCAGCUCCCCCGGAGCCCGAGCCCGGCGCCCCCGGCGGGGAGAAGAACGGGCUGGUGAAGCUGCCCGAGGAGCUGGGCCUCCCCAUGGAGGCGGGGGGGGCCAAGUUCACGGGGCUGGGGAAGGAGGAGCUGCUGCGGGCGGCCGGGACCCCCCCCUGGGCCAAGGCUCGCGCCGUCCUCCUGCUCCUCUUCUGGCUCGGCUGGUUGGGGAUGCUGGGGGCCGCCGCCGCCAUCGUGGCCCGAGCCCCCCGCUGCCGGCCCCUGCCCCCCCGCUCAUGGUGGGAGCUGGGGGCGCUCUACCGGGCCCCCCCCGCCGCUUUCGCCGGCGAUCUCAAAGGUGUGGCGGCGCGGCUGGAGCACGUGGCGGGGCUGCAGGUGAAGGGGCUGGUGCUGGGGCCGCUGCACCCCCAGAGCUCGGGGCUCCCCCAGGACACCCCCUUGGAGCGGCUGGACCCGCUGCUGGGCUCCCUCCCGGACCUCACCCACCUCCUGCAGGCCGCCAAGAAGAAGGGGCUCCAGGUGAUCCUGGAUUUGACCCCCAACUACUUGGGGGGCUCAGCCUGGUUUGAGCCGGCGGUGGCCGAGGACCCCAACUUCCAGGACAAGGUCAAGCGGGCGCUGAGCGUGUGGCUGGAGCGCGGCGUCACCAGCUUCUUCCUGGAUGGCAUCGAGGAGCUGAAGCCCUCAGUGUUGGCCGAGUGGCGGAACCUGACGGAGCAGAACAGCUCCGACGGUGUCCCCAGGGUGCUGGUCGGGGGCACGCGCCUGCGGGACCCCCCCUCGCUGCUGGCGCUGCUCAACUCCUCGGCCGUGGGGCUGGUGCUGGGGCCCUUCCUGGAGGCGCUGGGGCCCAACCCCCCCGGCCCCACGCUCGCCCCCCAACUGCUGGACUUCCUGCGUCCCAAAACCCCCCUGGCCUGGAGCGUGGGGUCCCCCUGGCAGCACCUCGCGGGGCUGAGCCCCCUCCGGGCCCCCCAGCGCCUUCUCCUGCUCUGGUCCCUGCCCGGGACCCCCGUGCUCAGCUAUGGGGACGAGGUGGGGCUGAGAGAUGACGAUCGGGGGGGGCCCCUCGGCACCCCCCAACCUGGCCAGCUGACCCCGAUGCCCUGGGACCUGAUCGAGGGGAUCCAGGAGGGCGACAACAGCACCGAGGCCCGGCUGCUGGAGCUGUGCCGCCACCUGGGCGCGCUGCGGGUCCGGGAGCGGUCGCUGUCGCUGGGGGAUGCUGAGGCCAUUCCUGCCGAUCCGGCGGCCGCUUUCCUGCGGAGCUGGGACCAGAGCGACCGGUUCCUGGUGGUCCUGAACCCCGGGGCGCAGCCACUGACUGAGCUGGCCCUGCAGGACCCCCGCCUGCCCCCCCGCGCCACCCUGCGCCUCAGCACCCACCACCCGCUGCCUGCUGACCCUCAUGUCGACCUGGGGGCCCUCAAGCUGCGGCCCUAUGAGGGGCUGCUGCUCAGCUUUCCUUAUACCCCGUAGUGCCUGCCCUGCCCCACAGCAUCUGUGGAGCAGGAACAGGGUCCCUUCCACCCCCAGCAUGCAACAUCCCAGCACCCACAGGACUGGGUGACCUCACCCCAGCACUCACAAGUGGACUGACCCCAUCCCACCCACCCAGCACCCAUCAGAGCCUGGGGGGAAUAUACAGCACCUAUAUGUGGCCUUACCCCUGCCCCCCCAGCACCCACAAGACGGGGGGGAAAUCCCCCUUUUGUGUUCUAUUCUGGGGCUCCUCCCUUCCCCUGGGGGUUUGGGGGUCCCUUCCUUCCCCAUACACUCCUUUUUGGUGGGCCUCUUGGCCGUGGUGGGGUCCUGGGGUUGGGAGGUUCCCCUCUUGUCCCUAAAGGAGUGCUUGGGGUGCUCCCUUUGCCCCCCAGUACUGAUUAAACGAGCUGCAUUUGUG
Messenger RNA from Strigops habroptila (Kakapo), 2348 nucleotides. RefSeq names its product solute carrier family 3 member 2 (gene SLC3A2). Gene Ontology annotation, biological process: amino acid transport; carbohydrate metabolic process. The coding region runs from base 353 to 1924 and encodes 523 amino acids. The record is from RefSeq and is a predicted model, not a curated record. NCBI's taxonomy places the organism in Eukaryota, Metazoa, Chordata, Aves, Psittaciformes, Psittacidae. The transcript is spliced from 10 exons.